CUCAGGAAAACGAAACAUUCGAUGGAAAAUCAGAAUAGGUAAUUAUAUCCAGAUUUUCUCUUCCACUUCUCUACAUUUUUCUCUGCAAUUCGUUCCGAUUUUUUGACAGUAACUUGUGUCGCUGCUCAAUGGCAUCAAUAUUUCCAAUUCUUAGAAGCCUCAAUAAUGUGAUGAAGUGAGAUUGUUGUUAGAAAAUAUUCUGUUUUUUUAGGAAUAGCUGCAGCUGGAGCUGGAAUCGGGAUCGCCCUUAUUUUAAUGCUUUCCUGCAUGAAGAAACCAAUGAUCAGAAAAAUUGCAGACUUCAUAAAGCAGUGGAGUGAACAUUUUGAUGAUGAAAUGAAAAUUCAGGGAUUCGUCUCUUCGAGAAGAUACACCUACAAAGACAUCAAGAAGAUGACCAACUCUUUUGAAGAAAAGUUAGGCGAGGGAGGCUAUGGCUGCGUGUAUAAAGGCAAGCUUUUAGACGGUCAAUUUGUGGCGGUGAAGCUUCUAAAGAAGCUGAAAGGCGAUGCGGAAGAGUUUUUCAAUGAAGUUGCAAGCAUAAGCAGGACUUCUCAUGUCAAUGUGGUCAACCUCCUGGGGUUUUGUUUUAAAGGAAGCAAAAGAGCUUUGGUUUAUGAAUUCAUGCCCAAUGGAUCACUCGAAAAAUUCGUAUUCAACAGAAGUAACGCUUUGGAGGCAGAUCAACAAUUGAGUUGGGAUACAUUGUACCAGAUUUCGCUUGGCAUUGCUCACGGGCUAUAGUACUUACAUAAAGGUUGUAACACGAGGAUUUUGCACUUUGACAUAAAGCCUCACAACAUUCUCCUCAACGGAAACUAUUGCCCCAAGAUUUCCGACUUUGGUCUUGCCAAAAUUUGCCCAAGAGAAGAGAGCAUUGUUUCAAUGCUAGGAGCCCGGGGCACCAUUGGAUACAUUGCUCUGGAGUUGAUAAUAAGGAACAUUGGAGGGGUUUCUCACAAAUUGGAUGUUUAUAGCUAUGGCAUGAUGGUUUUGGAGAUGGUAGGCAAGAGGAGAAAUAUUGAAGUCAUUGUAGAUCAUUCCAGUGAAAUAUACUUCCCUCAUUGGAUCCACCAACACCUAGAGCUCCAAGAAGAUCUUGGACUGUGUGGGGUUAUGAACGAGGAGGACAAAGGAAUCACGAAGAAGAUGAGUGUAAUAGGUUUAUGGUGCAUUCAGAUGGAUCCGAGAGCUCGACCAUCUAUGACCCAAGUUGUGAAAAUGUUAGAAGGAAGUGUUGAGGUGUUGCAAAUUCCUCCCAGGCCAAUCUGGUCAUCUCCCCCAAGAUCGCUCGCAGCUUGUCUAGCUGAAAGUUCGUCCCUGCAGAAUUGUGAUGACUCGAGUUGGGUUUAAUUCAAUAUCAAGUAGACGAGACGGGCAGUUUUUUUAUACAGUAUUAAAAGAAGCAACUGUAAACGGAUUAAUUAUUAUUGUGAUCAAAUGUGUAGGUUGAAUU
Molecule: messenger RNA, 1456 nt
Organism: Eucalyptus grandis
Lineage: Eukaryota; Viridiplantae; Streptophyta; Magnoliopsida; Myrtales; Myrtaceae
Product: LEAF RUST 10 DISEASE-RESISTANCE LOCUS RECEPTOR-LIKE PROTEIN KINASE-like 2.1
Exons: 1
Biological process (GO): protein phosphorylation
Molecular function (GO): ATP binding; protein kinase activity
Source: RefSeq, a predicted model, not a curated record